Messenger RNA from Ctenocephalides felis (cat flea), 553 nucleotides. Its product is annotated as zinc finger HIT domain-containing protein 3. Gene Ontology annotation, molecular function: protein binding. Gene Ontology annotation, cellular component: nucleus; pre-snoRNP complex. Bases 98 to 538 code for a protein of 146 amino acids. NCBI's taxonomy places the organism in Eukaryota, Metazoa, Arthropoda, Insecta, Siphonaptera, Pulicidae. The record is from RefSeq and is a predicted model, not a curated record. Gene Ontology annotation, biological process: snoRNA localization; box C/D snoRNP assembly; maturation of LSU-rRNA from tricistronic rRNA transcript (SSU-rRNA, 5.8S rRNA, LSU-rRNA). The transcript has 3 exons.
UAUACUUUUAGGUUAUAUAUCAACAUAUAUCAAUGUGCAGAAAAUUCUAAGAAAAACGAUAAAGAAUUUUUGCUUCGUCGUGUUUCUUUGAAAUAAAAUGGUAGACUCUGUAUCAUAUAAAAAUAACAUAUGCGUGGUAUGUGAAUGUGAAACUGACAGAUAUAAAUGCACUACAUGCAAGGCUAAAUACUGUAGUUUAACAUGCUAUAAAAAACAUAAGGAGUUUCCUUGUGUACCAGAAAAAGAAGUAAAUGACUCAUCUGGCCACGAUAACAAAAGUAAAGCAAUUGAUGAUUAUUUAUUUCCGACAGAAGACACAGUACCUCGACACACAUUAAAGCUGCUUGACUCCGACAAAACAAUUAAAUCUCUAUUAACAAAUCACCAUUUACGAAAUUUACUUGUAUCUAUAAAGAAUUCAGAAAAACCAGCAAAAGCUAUUAGUGACGCAAUGUUAAUACCUUUAUUUGUUGAGUUUAGUGAUGCUUGCCUUAAAGUUGUUGAACCUGAACCUAUUGAAGGAGUAGAUGCAGAGUAAAUAUUACGUUGUGUG